AUGGACGAGAUCAACCAGGUAACCAUCGGCAUCGACCUCGGCAGCACCUCGACAUCCAUCGCUUUUGAUGUUAACGGUGGAGAUGAAAGCGAAGUCCAAAUCCUGAACAAUUGGCCGGCCGCCAUGAAAUGGUCCUAUGACCAGGUUCCUCGCGGUCCGGAGAUUGCAACCAUCGUCUAUUAUGAUCCCCAUGCUACCAGAAGUUUCGGCUGGACUAAGGAUCGCUUUGAAGUCGUCACCGAGCGGGAUACGUUGAAACCCGGUUUAUUCGCGGCUACAAACUUCAUAUCAAGACUAUCCCCGCCGGGCGAUUAUCCUGAUGAGUGGAAGAGCGCGCUGCUACCUGGUACUAAGACACCUGAAGAUGUGACGUUGGAUUACCUGCGUCACCUCCGUCUGAAUAUUCUCCAGCAGAUCGUGGAUGAAGGCUAUUCGGGGGAAGUGGCUAGGCUACACUUUGUGAUUACUGUGCCGGCCUUUUGGGACACAGUGACGAGAAACCGGUUUAGGCAACUUGCGACCACGGCUGGCUUCGUCAGAGCUGAAUCUGCCGGCCAGACGCUGUCAUUUAUUUCAGGGCUUGAGGCCGCACUCUCUCAGUCUGUCUACCUGCAUGCUGGUGUGCCCAGCUCGCCCGAUAAUAUCCUUGUCUUGGAUUGCGGUGGCCAUACCGUCGAAGCCGCGGUCUACACGGUCGAAUCUAGCUCGCCGUUGAUGGUGGAGCGCCGGACACCAGUCUCAGUGGCAUCUUGCGGCUCAGCGGAGGUUACAAGGCUCUUCAUGGACAUUGCUAAGGCCAAGAUCGAUAAGGUGAGAGUCCCCAGUACGGGACGGGCAUUUCGGGUGAUGCGGGUGAGGGCAAAGAGGGCGUUUGGCAGAGAGGUCUUGUUCAAUGACAAGUUCAAUGCCGUUGGCUUCCAUUUCGAUAUUCCGCCCGAAAUCCAUGCGGAUGGGAAGGCAGACACUUUCUGGGUGGCUGAUCUUGGAGUUGAGCUGAGUUGUCCGGAGGCGGAUAUGGUGGAAGGGUAUAUUAGCUUUUCAAGAGAGAAGAUUUGUGCUCCUUUUAAUACUAUUGUUGAGCGGACCAUGGGCCUUGUUCGAGACCAGAUUGGGGCUGUGGAGGUCCUUGGUGAACAGGUCAACGACUGCCUGCUGAUCGGUGGUUUCAACAAAUGUCCCUACUACUCUGGUAAAGUAGAGGCUGGGAUGGCAGCUCCCGGGCUUAGGCUUGUUAAACCAAGCGACGAUGGAGCAAACCUUGCUAUGGGGGCUGCUUGGGCGGCGGUGUCAGGGUCGGGGCCUUCUAAAUGA
Aspergillus mulundensis is the source of this 1311-nucleotide messenger RNA. Its product is annotated as Hsp70 family protein. Lineage: Eukaryota; Fungi; Ascomycota; Eurotiomycetes; Eurotiales; Aspergillaceae. The record is from RefSeq and is a predicted model, not a curated record. The transcript has 2 exons. The coding region runs from base 1 to 1311 and encodes 436 amino acids.